AUGCCUGCGAUCAAGCAUCCCGUCAAAAUCAACGUCGACCUGGGCGAGGGCUAUGGCAACUUCAAGUGCGGCCCGGAUGACGAGCUCAUCCCGCUUAUCGACCAUGCUAAUGUUGCCUGUGGAUUCCACGCUGGUGACCCCUUAAUCAUGCAGCAGACUGUUCGUGCCUGCAAGAAACACAACAUCGCUGUCGGCGCGCACCCCGGCCUCCCGGACAUACAAGGCUUCGGACGCCGCGAGAUCAAGAUGUCGCCGGAAGAACUGACGGCCGCAGUCAGAUACCAGGUCGGCGCGCUCAAGGCGUUCCUGGAUGCGGAGGGCAUGCCACUGCAUCAUGUCAAACCCCACGGAAUACUAUACGCGAUGAUGUAUAGAGACAAGGAAACAUGUAGGGCCGUGUAUUCAGCCGUUCCGAAAGGUACAACCGUGUUUGGACUUGCGGGGACCAUACACGAGGAAGUCGCAAAGGAGCUUGGACUCCCGUUCGUGGCGGAACUUUAUGGAGACGUGAAAUACAACGCGGACAGGACACUAGUGAUUGACCGGAAGAAGAAGCCAUGGCAUCCAGACGAGACGAAGAAGCAUGUCCGAGCACAGGUCGAGAAUGCGUCAGUCACUGCAGUCUCGGGCGAGGAACUAGAGCUGCCCAUCGGCGACUACCAUGUGUCGCUCUGCUGCCAUUCAGACUCCCCCGGCGCCAUCGACAUUGUUACCGCCGCAAGGCAAAUCGUAGACGAGUUCAACAAGCAGCAUUUCCCGUCAUGA
This is a messenger RNA of Trematosphaeria pertusa, 765 nucleotides long. RefSeq names its product LamB/YcsF. NCBI's taxonomy places the organism in Eukaryota, Fungi, Ascomycota, Dothideomycetes, Pleosporales, Trematosphaeriaceae. Bases 1 to 765 code for a protein of 254 amino acids. Gene Ontology annotation, biological process: carbohydrate metabolic process. The transcript is spliced from 3 exons. The record is from RefSeq and is a predicted model, not a curated record.